UUAGGUAACAUGUCUUAUUGAUCUUCUCCUAGAUUCUAGACGUAUUUCAUUCCCAAGUAGGUAGCUGGAAAACCAUUCGAAAUUAAGCCACAAAUUUCGAGUCACUACUGAAGUACUGACCUCUCACUGUAAUCCUUUUUGAGAAAAAAGAAACGUGUCAAGGCCAUGUCCAGAGGGAUGACCAUGGGCUUUGCCCGGCUAAUCAAUCCGGGCGUGGUGCUCCAUCCGGAGAUUCAACAGAAGAUAGCCGUCUUUGAGGCCAUGGGGGCAGAACGAUCGCAGCUGGAAGGUGACCUGGGUCGAUUGCGUCGCAAACAAGAAGAAACCGAGGACAACUUGGCCGAUGCUCUGGCCGAAGAUGAGUUCCAAUGCAAUCUGCGUGGCCAGCAGUAUACGGGUCCCGGCGAGGACGAGCUGCAGGACAUACUCAAGAGACACCUGAGCGGCAUCAUUGAAAAGCUGGCGACCAAGUAUGAACGCAUCAUCAACCUGGACAGCGAUAUCAGGAAGCUGAAGGGCACCAUCGAAAAGGCAAUUGCCACGGCCAAUGAGGAAUCGGCUGCCGCUGCCUCCCAGUGAAGUGAUUUUUCACUCUUUUUCCCAGCCAUUUCCCUUCAAAUUUUCGUUUGAUUUAAAGCAACUUGUGGCUUCUCCAAGGAAAUGCUGACAA
This is a messenger RNA of Drosophila serrata, 670 nucleotides long. RefSeq lists its product as uncharacterized. NCBI's taxonomy places the organism in Eukaryota, Metazoa, Arthropoda, Insecta, Diptera, Drosophilidae. The record is from RefSeq and is a predicted model, not a curated record.